AUGUCGCACUGGGAGCGGCUCCUCCUGUCUUCCUUGAGCGGGGGUGAACCAGUCAAUUCCUGGCCACCAGGGUUUGGAGAUGUUGCGAGACCUCUGGCAUCGCCUAGACACACCCAAAACAAGAAUCGAUCCCUCGUUUCCUCAGCAUCGUCGUCAGUCGCAAGUACCGCCUCCAGGGUGAGGAAGCGACGACCGUCGGUGCUGGGUGGCGGCUUCUCUACGGCCGGAUCAUGUGCAGCAUCGUCCCCAAAUAGCAUCCAAGGUUCCUGGAUCGAGGAUGACACAGACCCGAAAGCUGGACCCUGCUGGCAGCAGCGAGAUGCCGAUCGUGUGGGCCACCCUGCAACAAGGAAAGGAUCAAGAUCAGACGGCCACGAAGACGACGAUGACGACGACGACGACGACGAAGAGGAGGGGGAAGACCACGACAAGAAGACCGAAAGCACCGAGAUCACUGUGGUCGGGUGGGGAGAUCGCAGUAGCAGGCGUAACUCGUCACGGCGUGCCUCUCGAGAAGAGACGGCAGAAUGGAACGAUGGCCGACCUCGAAGGUUGUCUAGCAAGGGCGUGGUGCUUGCUACAGCUACCGCUACUGCUAACUCGCGGCAGCGACAGCACCAGCAGUAUGACGGCACAGCAAACGAGACCCACCAAGUGGAAGCUGGUGUACGCAACAAAGUCAAAACUCUCGGAGGAGCGGCAACCAGCAUCGGGACUGCAAUUGCGUACGUCGGCAACGGCAGCGACGACGGGUCGGGGGUGUCGAUCAGUGUGGAGCGCGCCACUGAAAUCGUCACAAUCCCGACAAUCACGCCUCCCCCCUUUCGCGGAUGGCAACAAGCCGCCCCCAACGCCGCCGCCGCCGCCGCAACAAGCAUACACAGCGUCGCACAACCGUCUCCCACUCGUGAAACACCCGGAAUCGUAACCCUCAAAGUCUCCUCCCAAUCACCGGCGUCAAAGUCGGCGGGGGAGGGGGUAUCAGCCAAGUCUGCCAUGACGCCGACCAGGAUGGGUCUGGCCGCAUCGGCGCCGAACCUGCCAACCCUGGGCUCGAUGAACAACGAAAGCGAUCAACGUAGCAGCGGAAGUGUCUCUCGAUUUCCGCAGGUGUUGCCACGGCAACGGUGGCGUCAGGAAGGGCGGGGUGCUUCUGUGAGACACCGGGCAGGGCUUGCGGUCGCGGCGGGAGGAGGGCUGGAGGGAUGCGGCGUCCUCCAGGACGGAAGGGGGCAAAAAGUGUUCCACAACUUCGUGUUCCGCCGCAACAAGCGCCGCAAAGACCGAAAACCGUUACGCGACACCCUGGCGUCUCUCGACGACAACGCAACAGACUACCAAGCGGUGGCUUCGGCGGGAGGCAUAAGUGGAAGAAGGGCUGCGGGAAGGAGGUGUGGGGGCCAUAGCAGCAGCAGCUGCAGCGGCAGCAGCGUGGAGAUGACGGAGUCAUCGCUGCGUCGUCGGCAGAACUGGGAAUCGCACCCUUCGGGAGAUUGGGACAGACCCGAGCGCCCGGGGCAGAUGAACCGAACGCGCCCGCCCCCGCGGAUGCCGCGCGACGCCUUCUCCGUCGUAAGCUUCAGUUCUUCCGGCUCCGCUCGCUCUCCUUGUUCUUCGCCGCCGGCGAAUGGCCAGCGGGUCGGCGGUGGCCCGUGCUCCAGCGGCGUAGGAAGGAGGCCUGUGAAGUGCCAGAGGUGCGGGUCGGGCAGGGUGAAGCUCUUUGCGACGACGGUUGCAUCAGCACGCCGCUCGCCGACCCACUUGCUUCGUCAACCGCACAGUGGUGCCAGCAGCGACAGCUUUUGUGCAAGGGCCCGACAUACGCGGGAGAAUGCUGGCGGCGGCGGCGGUAGUCGAAACGGCGGCAUUCCGACUUAUUGCGAUGCCGGUAGCGGUAGCAGGAGCAGCACAGAUCGGCUUCGGCUAGGACCGGUGAGCAAUCGCCACAAGCAGCAGAGAAACACCCAUUUGGUAACGUCGAUGUUGUCUCCAUGGCGCAAGAACCUCGCGGGGUUGAGCGACACCGGCCGAAUCGGCACGGGAGGGGAAUUACUUGGGGAGCUCCGCGGAGGCGAGAGGAACGCGGCGAACCGUCCGCGCGGGUUGAUAGAUGGUGCGGCGGUAGUGGGCAGCAGGAAGGCAUCGGUCAGACCACCUCCCGGCGGCGGUAUCAUCAUCCCAGCACCGAAACCACACCUCAUGACGCGGGUCUCAAGCGGAGGAUCAGGGCUCUGA
Messenger RNA from Ectocarpus sp. CCAP 1310/34, 2235 nucleotides. The record is from the annotation of a GenBank genome assembly. Lineage: Eukaryota; Phaeophyceae; Ectocarpales; Ectocarpaceae.